This is a messenger RNA of Penicillium diatomitis, 1986 nucleotides long. RefSeq lists its product as uncharacterized. Bases 1 to 1986 code for a protein of 661 amino acids. NCBI's taxonomy places the organism in Eukaryota, Fungi, Ascomycota, Eurotiomycetes, Eurotiales, Aspergillaceae. The record is from RefSeq and is a predicted model, not a curated record. The transcript has 4 exons.
AUGCCCAGCAUGUCGCGACGAGCUCCACCACGCGAGUAUUAUGAAGAGGAUGAGGAUUUGGAAAUCGAACGGGAGAGAGAUCGGUACCCACGAUCACGUCGAUCUGAGCGUGAUCUUGACGAAGAGGUUGAGUACCAACGGCGCAGAUCGAUGCCACCAGCGGAGGAUCUUGAGCGCAUGCACAUUCGGGACCGACCACCACGUGAUAUAGUUCGCGAGGCCUACGAAAUACCAAGAGAGUCAGGUCCUCUUGUGAGACGGUCAAGGGAUGAACGAGAUGAAUUCUCACGGGAGAGAGAGCUAGAAGAGCCUCGCGUACGCUCAUCUCGCCGGCGAGGAAGCCGCAGUCAUCGACCUCGUGAACUUUUGGAGGAAGAGGAGUCUGAACUCAUCAUCGGCGAGAGAGACAGGCGUAGGGCCCGAAGACAUCGAAGAUCGCAUGAUUCGGAGAGAGACGAUAUCGCAAUGCGUCACCGAGGACGUGCCAGUGAGGGGGAUCUGAGGCCUCGAGGAAGGAUACUCGAGGAGGAAGAUGAAGUCUACUAUAGAUCGGCGUCACGGCCACGGCACAGACCAUCGCGCCGUGAGGUGGAAUUGGAAGAAGAGAUCGUCAAUGGUAGAAUUGAAGACCGAUCGCGAAAGUCACACUACCGACGGGAGCCCACUUACGAGGAUGAGCUGGUGAUGUCUUGGAAAGACCGCCCAUCCCCUCGAGAGCAGGAAGAGGAGGAGGAUAUUAAGCUCCGAGAGACACGAAGACUACGAAGGCCCAGUCAACCAGAGCCACGAUAUGUGCGGGAACCCCCGUCGAGAGACCUCCCCGGUGCCUGGCCUAUUGAAGAGGAAACCGAAGAAGACGAGGUUCGAUAUCGAGAACGGAGACGCUCACGGCCGCCCAGACACUCCCGACACCGUGACUCUGAAGAGCUGGAGGAUGAGAUUCUGAUUCGUCGAAGAGAUCAUGAUCGCCACGCUGGUCGAGAUAGCAUGGAGAGUGAUGAGAUUGUCAUUCGAAGGAGCAAGGAAAAAGUGCUUCCUCGAAAACGUUCCUUGUCCCCGGAGCGAAUUCGGUCUCCUUCUACUGUACACCAUCGACACAUUGAUCACGACUUUGAGACUGCGCGUCCGUCCCGCGCUCCUAGUCCUGACCUCACUUCGCCCCGAGCCAGUUUUGACGAAAUAGACUAUCAUCAGCGUACACGCCGAGGUCCUGGUGGUCGUAUAUCAGAGGAAGAGAUUGUCAUCAACCAUCGAGAUCGGGAAGAGUCUGUGUCUCCAACUGCAGGUUUUGCCAGCAAUCCAGAAAGCCAGUGGAGGGAGGAGCCACGUAGGCCUCAUAGCCGUCAGCCGCGCUCCCUCGAAGAUGGAGACAGCAUCUCGUCGAUCUCAGGAAGUCCACCUCCUCAGCCACGAGGUCUCUCUCGUGGACCGGUGAUCGACGACGACAUCAUUGAAGAAGAGAUCAAAAUCCGACGAGAACGAUCCGAGCGUCACUUGCGUGAGGAGAUCAGGAAGAAGCAGGAGGAGGAGCUGUCCAUCAUUCCUUCUCCGGCAAGAGACGAGGUUGUUGAAGUCUCCCGCGCUCUAGAGGUCGUCGAAGUGGCACCAAAAGCGGCGGUUCAGGAAGAGUUAGAAGUCCGUGGGCGUGUCGAGCAACAAGUCGUGGCCGAGCGUCCCGACGAGCGGUGGACGGAAAUUGCAAAAGACCUGGUUGUUCGCGAAGCCAUUGAGCGAUUGGGAUAUGAAUUUGAGGAGACAAGAAAAUUUUACUACAUUUUCUCCUUUCUACAGCCGGCCGAUAUUGAUGAGCUAGUGGAGUUAUCGGAUGCCAUUCGUCACGCACGACGACGUCGGAUCAAGGAGAUGCAGCGAGAACGCCAAGAAAGAGCACCUCGACCAAAGUCUAUGGUCGAGCGAAUACCUCCUCGCCCGCGAAUGUCACGACACAUCCGAGAGCGAGAAUGGAUUGUCGAGGAGCGAAUUUGA